GCUGGCCGCUCCCGCAUGACAUCAGGAGCGGGGAGCCAGAGCGCAGGCGCCGGGGAGGGGGAGAGAAGAUACAGGGGGCAGAGCGCGGUGCGCAGCAUCCCCAUCGCUUCGGAGCGACUCCGGCGCGUCCCGGCCCCGCCCGGCCGCUCCCUCCGCCGGCCAGCGAGCCAGGGAAGGCAAGGAGCCUCCUCCCGCCCAGGGACCCCCUCCUGCCCCAUGCCCGGCACCAUGUCUGCGGGGGGAGACUUCGGGAACCCCCUGCGGAAAUUCAAGCUGGUCUUUCUGGGGGAGCAGAGCGUUGGGAAGACAUCCCUGAUCACAAGGUUUAUGUACGACAGUUUUGACAACACGUAUCAGGCAACAAUCGGAAUCGACUUCUUAUCAAAAACCAUGUACUUGGAAGAUCGGACAGUCCGAUUGCAGCUCUGGGACACGGCAGGCCAGGAGAGGUUCCGAAGCCUGAUCCCCAGCUACAUUCGUGACUCCACAGUGGCUGUGGUUGUCUAUGACAUCACAAAUCUCAACUCCUUCCAGCAGACAUCCAAAUGGAUUGAUGAUGUCAGGACAGAAAGGGGAAGUGAUGUCAUCAUUAUGCUAGUGGGCAACAAGACGGACCUCGCAGACAAGAGGCAGAUAACAAUUGAAGAGGGAGAACAGAGAGCCAAAGAACUGAGUGUCAUGUUUAUCGAGACCAGUGCAAAGACAGGCUACAAUGUAAAACAGCUGUUCCGACGUGUUGCAUCUGCCCUGCCCGGCAUGGAGAGCGUUCAAGAGAAGAGCAAAGAAGGAAUGAUUGACAUCAAGUUGGACAAACCACAGGAUCCUCCAGCCAGUGAAGGCGGGUGUUCUUGCUAAUACAGAGCACAGGAUUGGUCAGCUUCAUUUGAUACCACACGCUUGUUGUGUUGCUUCCUAUUGGUUAGCUUCCUAAAGAAACAAAUUGAGUUAUCGGAUGGGGGAGGAUUUUUUUUCUCUCUGUCUCUGGGGAGGGGUGAGUGAAAAUGUUCAGAUUACAUCACUCUUAACAGCUGUUACUGAAACUUGCUAUUUUUUUUGGUUUGGUUGUAAUAUAUUGUACUUUAUUAAAAUUGCCAAAACCAGUUCAACAUUUAAAAAGGAAAGUUUAAAUCAUGUGUAUACAACUUUUUGCCAGAUGAAAAGUAGUGACAUGGUUUUUUUUUGGAAAGAGGUUGGUCUUUUGUUUUUGUAUAUUUGUAAACUUACAGAAAAGCUCCCCAGAAUACUACAGUCUGGUUAGUUUCAGCAUUUGACAUAGAACAUCGCUUGUAGCAAACUAGUCCUUGAUGGGUUAAACAAAACGUUAACGGUACAGUAAAAGAUUUGAUGGUAGAACAAAUCAUGCAGCAAAUAUAUAAAAUAAGUGUGUGAUGUGAUAGCUCUAACUAUAUCUCCAUAUUUAGAUUUAGAGCAGGGGUGGGCAAACGACGGCCCGCAGGCCGGAUCCUGCCCAUGAGCUGUUUUAAGCCGGCCUCCAAGCCACACCACACGGCUCGGCCCUUGCUCCAGCCAGGGUGCUGGGUCGGGGGCUGCACCACGUGGUGUGGCCCUGCUCCAGCGCUCUGGCAGGGGCACAGGGUCGGGGGGCUGCACCACACGGCUCCUGGAAGCCACGGGAUGGCCCUGCUUCGGCUGCUAUGCACUCCAAUGACCUCUUCCGGUGCUCCAAUGGGGACUGCAGGGGCAGUGCCAGCAGAUGGGGAAGCCUGGCUGCGCCUCCACGUAGGAGCCAGAGAAGGGACAUGCCGCUGCUUCUGGGAGCCGCUUGAG
Molecule: messenger RNA, 1788 nt
Organism: Dermochelys coriacea (leatherback sea turtle)
Lineage: Eukaryota; Metazoa; Chordata; Testudines; Dermochelyidae
Gene: RAB6B
Product: RAB6B, member RAS oncogene family
Molecular function (GO): GTP binding; GTPase activity
Source: RefSeq, a predicted model, not a curated record